Messenger RNA from Neolamprologus brichardi, 3337 nucleotides. The record is from RefSeq and is a predicted model, not a curated record. Lineage: Eukaryota; Metazoa; Chordata; Actinopteri; Cichliformes; Cichlidae.
GACUAUUAUUCCAGGAGCCCUAUUUAUAUGGUUAAAAGGAAAAACUGACCUCUCGACUCUUGGCGAGUUGUUUUUUUUCUUUUGCUCUCUUUUGUUGUUCACAAUGGACGAUCCGUUUUUUAAGUCGGCGUUACCUGCGCACGACUCCUCUGUGCUGGAUGACACCAGCCUGGCUUUGCCGGCCUAUCUGCGAUUCUCAACGCAGCCCGAUGAGGACCGGAACCAGCGGGUUCACCGGCAGGUUCAGCUCACAAUGUCCAGGAAGUCUAAAAAGACUCAGUCAAAUGGUGGUGUCUGUUCACAGAAAUAUGAAACAGCGAGCUUAAAUGAUGCAGAUGGACUUUUAACGAACACGAAGGUAAAUAGAUCGCCCUUCUCCAGUCACUCCUUCUCUGGCGACCAUGAGCGCAAACCAUCCAAGAGGCUGGAAGUGUCCCCUCAGUCAAUCCCAGAGCAACCUCAUAGGACCUUUAAAUGCAGUACUUAUUCUGGGAUGCCCACCCCCUCAGGACCAAGUCAUUCACCCAAAGUUGGCACUCACUUGGCAAAGUCGGCUUCCUUUCACCACCAUGUUUUUUCAGAUUUACCUCAUAGCACACAGAGAUGUGCAUACACACCUGCACGAGGGAACGUCCAGCAAAGGACGUUUAGACAGAUCUUAGGAUUGCAAUCUGUACCUGCAAAUGCUGCAUUUCGGAAGAAUGGAGAAUAUGGUUCUCAGUGGACUUACAGACAAAGUACUGUGAAACCAACUUUCACAAAAAAAAUGCAGAGAAGAAAUGGUGACACCAUGUUUAGUUCUAUCCAGCCUAAGGAUGGCAUGUUCGGGCUAAAGCAGAAGACGGAAAGGGGCCACCAUAAAUCCCUUAGAGUGAACUCAUACCCGCCCUCUGUCAGCAGUGUGGAGACGGAUGCUGGCAGGCGGGCAGCAACGCAGUUACCCAUUAAGCAGAUGCACGCGCAGAAUGUCACAAAACUGACGUCAGUAAGCAAGACUCAGAUGAUGACAAUGGAGAAGGCUGUGCAGCUUUUGACCCAGAAUGAAGAGGAAAAACUGAUCUUUGCAACCAGUUUCAUACAAAAUCAAUGUUUCAAGAGUGCCAUUGCUAGAGGCAAGAUUUGCCGUGUGAAUGGGAUUGAGAAGCUCAUGCGUCUUCUUAACAAUGACAGCGAAGAAGUGCAGCAUGCCACUGCCGGGGCGCUGCGUAAUGCUGUUUAUGAGAACAAUGAAAAUAAGCUUAAAGUUAAGGAAAACGCAGGCUUGUCUUUGAUUCCUACUGUACUGAAUAGCAGCCGUGAUAAGGAGACCAGGCGGCAUCUGACGGAUUUGAUCGGGGGCCUCCAGAUGGAUCGGCAUAAAUGGAAAACCUGGUGUGGUAGUGUUAUAAAUCUGAGUUCCGCAGGCCAAAAUGUCAGGGAAGCAAUGAGGAAUUGUGACAAUCUCAUCGAUUCUUUGAUCUACUACAUCCGGGGAACCGUAGCUAACCGUAAGAUGGAUGACAAGCCCACGGAGAACUGCGUCUGUAUCCUGCACAACCUGUCUUAUCGGAUUGAGUCAGAGCUUCCGAAGCAAAACGACCAGGUUCUCACAGAGUCUCGCCAAGACUUGGAUUCGCAGCCAAAGACUCCGGGCUGUUUUUCUUAUCGCAGUGCCAAGAUCACAGAGUAUGCAGUGCAUCAGCACCCCCUGCUGGAGCCCGAGCCCAACCCCAACCCCCAUGGCAUAGAGUGGCUGUGGGACACGAUCACUGUCAGGAUGUACAUAUCACUGAUGGCCUGCAGUACAAGUGACACCAUCAAGGAGGCUGCCCUUGGUGCUCUGCAGAACAUCACAGCUGGAAAACACGAGAUAAACAGAGGCAUCGCCGUUAUCAUUGUUCAGCGGGAAAAUGGUCUUGAGAAGAUUAAGGAAAUUUUAAACGGUGAAAGUAGUAAUCUAAAGAUACCUGCUGUAUCUCUAAUCAGAAACCUCUCACGCUACGAUCGACUUCACCCUGCCAUUGCAAAGCAGGUGUUGCCAGAGAUGGUGAAAAUGCUGCCCUUUGACAGCACCGACGUCAACCAGACUAGUGAGGUGACGAUUUCUCUAUGUGAAAUCCUGACUUACCUGUGCCAGAGUGAUGCGAAGAACGCCAACGCAAUAAUCGAAAACCGCGGCAUCGCAAAGAUCAUCAACAUCAGCAAGACAGACAAAGGACCCAGUCGUAUGCAAAAGGCAGCGUGCCUUCUGCUGCACGUAAUAUGGCAACACAAUAAAAUCCAUGAGACCCUCAAGAAACGGGGGUUCAAGAAAUACGAUUUCGUCAAUGCGAAGAUAAAAAGAGCUUUGAGCUCCUGAUGAAACUCAGCCGUGGAUUCAUAAACGCUAUCGGCGCAGUUUUCAUCUCAUCUGUAUGUAGCGACUGUUUUUUUUUUUUAUUGCUGUUGUUUUUGUUUUGUUGGGGUUUUUUGUCAUGCUACAACCAAACUUUGGAAACUACAUUGAAACUCUUUUUUAAAUGAUGGACUUUUUUUGGUUGUUUGUUUUAUAUUUGGAAAUCUCUCUCCAGCUAUUUGCCCUAAUGUUCGCAUUAGUUGGAUUCAUGUUAUCAAAUGUAUGUUUCUGAUACCACAAAAUGAAUGAGAUGUUUUAUUAAAAAAAAGAGGUAAACCUGCUGAUUCAUGAAGAACUGUACCACACUUUUUGUGACCUUUAAAGCACCUUUUAGUUGUUAAUAAUCCUUGUGUAGCAUAUCGUUGUUGUAGUGCCUUAUGAUAAAAAUGACAGAUGAAUGUAGAAUGUUUUUUUACAGCAGAAAAUGCACUAAUCAUAAGACACCUAUUGAAAUUUGAAGUAUUUCUUUCGGUUUAUGUUGUAUGGGUUUUUUCCCCCUCCUUUCCAUAACGGCAGCUUGUCAGUUUAUAAUAGUCGAUGUUUUAAGACAAAUUAAAUCUUUGAAAUGAAGAAGUUCUUUUUUAAGACAAACCAAAUGAAGCUGUACAUUAAAGAAUACAGAAUGCGCUCAAAGACUCAUUACUGGGACUCAAAUGCUUGUUAACCUGUUCUCUAUGUGAAAAUGCCUUGUUGAUGUCUGAGGAGAACAGACAGACUGCUUCGACCUGCACCAGGAGGCCGCAUCUGUCAGCUAAGAAUAGGAAACUGAGGCUACAAUUUGCACAUGCUGUCCUGCACGGGCAUCUCUGAAGGCAACCUGGUACUAGCAAGGUGUACAUCAUAAAGAAGAUAUUUCACACUAAAGGCCAAUUCUGAUACCAAUUUAUGGAGCUGAUAUGUGGUUAUUUUAGAGUUAAAAUGAGAGACCAACUUCUUAUGAAUGUGUUUUAGAGUACGGUCAGA